CCCAACACUUGCAUCACCGCCUGGUCGGUGCGAAUCGGGCGUCCUUCGCAGAGUCAGAGGCCGAAUGCCGCUUUUUACACGCCAACUGAAGCACAACCAGUUGUGCCAGCCGAGUGGCCCGUCUUAGAUUGCUGUCGCAGUCCCGGUCCGUUCAACACAGCCAGAAAACAUCAACAUGGCGGCAGUGGCAGCAUUGAAGAAAGACCUGAGAACGAAGAUCAAGAAAAUACUCGCCGAUGUUCCUGAUGCAUCAGCUGCUUCGCAGACUUCGAAUGCCAUAAAUACGCUGCUGGGCAUGCCAGAGUACAAAGCUGCGAGGCGGAUAAGCGUCUAUCUGUCCAUGCCUGCAGGCGAGAUAUCUACGACUGGCAUUGUUCGCGAUGCACUUUCUCAGGGUAAAACCGUUUUCAUUCCUUACACAUACACUCUCGAUGCUCCAAGAGAAGGUCAACCCAAAUCCAUCAUGGACAUGGUCGAGCUCCACUCUAUGAAUGACUUUGAGUCGUUGCAGCCCGACCGAUGGAACAUUCCUACCCCUAGUGAGGACUCGAUCCCGAACCGUGCCAACUCUUUCGGCGGCAAAGGCGCUUCCCACGGAGACAUCACGAUUGGGAGCGAAGAUGCCGGGCUGGAUCUCAUCGUAAUGCCGGGCAUGGCAUUCGACUCCAACUUUGGUCGGCUGGGUCACGGCAAGGGAUACUAUGACUACUUUCUGCGUCGCUGCCACGAUGCAUCGCGGGUGCCUUUUCGCGUCGGCCUGGCCCUGACGGAGCAGCUGCUCUCGCCAAACGAAGCCGUCCCAAUGGACAAGUCCGAUUUCCGUCUCGAUGCCCUGAUCACUGGCGAUGGAGAGCUGCGCAGAGCCUAA
Messenger RNA from Paraphaeosphaeria sporulosa, 868 nucleotides. Its product is annotated as 5-formyltetrahydrofolate cyclo-ligase-like protein. Gene Ontology annotation, molecular function: 5-formyltetrahydrofolate cyclo-ligase activity. Gene Ontology annotation, cellular component: mitochondrion. The coding region runs from base 176 to 868 and encodes 230 amino acids. NCBI's taxonomy places the organism in Eukaryota, Fungi, Ascomycota, Dothideomycetes, Pleosporales, Didymosphaeriaceae. The record is from RefSeq and is a predicted model, not a curated record. Gene Ontology annotation, biological process: folic acid-containing compound biosynthetic process; tetrahydrofolate interconversion. The transcript is spliced from 3 exons.